Messenger RNA from Bombina bombina (fire-bellied toad), 4832 nucleotides. It is a transcript of the gene SRCIN1, whose product is annotated as SRC kinase signaling inhibitor 1. The coding region runs from base 642 to 3803 and encodes 1053 amino acids. The record is from RefSeq and is a predicted model, not a curated record. Gene Ontology annotation, cellular component: actin cytoskeleton; postsynaptic density; cytoplasm. NCBI's taxonomy places the organism in Eukaryota, Metazoa, Chordata, Amphibia, Anura, Bombinatoridae. The transcript has 18 exons. Gene Ontology annotation, biological process: regulation of dendritic spine morphogenesis.
AUCAGCAGCACCAGCAUGUCCCAUCUCUCCUGUUCCAGUCUCCCUCCCUUUCUCCAUAUUGCAGCUCCUUCACAUACUAUCAUUUUUUAAUAUCAUUUCCAGCUUUCCUAUAUUUUAAUUUUUCACUCCCCCUUGUCAUUUUCCCGCCCCAGACAGUUUUCACUCUCAAUUUCUUGGCCCUGUCAGCUCCAAUUUCUCUCCCUUUUACUGCCCCUGGCAGCUCCUGUCUCUCUCCUCUAUCUACAUCCCAUACUAGUGUUACGACACUGCAAAGUGCAGGUGGAGUCCGGGUUUCCACGGCAACCACAUCCUUAUAAGGGAGAGCAGCCAACUCACAUUGUAAAGGUCAGAAUAGAGCAAAGCGGGAUGGUCGAACCGGACCGAGCUAGGAGCAGCAGCAGGUCCAGAAGAGUAGACAGUGGGGUGUGUUGUGCCCCCCUUCUCUACCACAGACUGAAUCCUUACAAUGGCUGGCACUGUAGGCUGCUAAACGGCUCCCUGCAGAGCUGUCUUCUCUGAUGGAUUUGCACUCAGUGCAGGAUUUAGCUGUGACAGCUUCAGACAGCCUCACACCUGGGUAGUUGCUUCAAGGCGCCUCCCCAAUCCUGCUUUCUGGGCAUCCAUGCAACCCCGAAGCCCUGAUGUAUAGGGAGAACCAAGAGAAUGCAGUACUUGGUGGCCUAGAUAAUUCCUCAUCGACAAGAAGUUCUCGACAUCCACAAAGCUCUCAACCUGGCCUUGCUGACCAAGCAGCUAAACUGUCCUUUGCAUCAGCCGAAUCACUAGAGACCAUGUCGGAAGCUGAGCUACCGUUGGGCUUCAAUAGGAUGAAUAGAUUCCGACAAAGCCUUCCUCUGUCUCGCUCCACCAGUCAGACCAAGUUGCGCUCACCAGGUGUACUGUUCCUUCAGUAUGGCGAUGAAACAAGGCGAGUGCACAUCACGCAUGAAAUUAGCAGCAUGGACACACUACAUGCACUAAUAGUGCACAUGUUCCAGCAGAAACUCACCAUGGGAAUGCUAAAGUCACAUAGCGCUGCUAUACUGAUCAAGGAUGAGUCCCGCAAUGUCUUCUAUGAGCUGGAGGAUGUCAGAGACAUCCAAGACAGAAGUAUUAUAAAGAUCUACAGGAAGGAGCCCAUUUAUUCUUCAUUUCCUGCUCCUCACAUCACCAACGGGGACGUGAGACGAGAAAUGAUGUACUCUUCCAGAGACUCCUCUCCGACACGGCGCCUGAACAGUAUGUCUCCUGCUCCUCACAUGGCCUCUGGAUCACCUCCACCUGUGAUCCAAUCCUCCUCCCCAGCCAGAUCUCGCAUGUCUUACAGUGGGGGUCGCCCUCCAUCCUAUGCUGGCAGCCCUGUACAUCACAAUGAACGAAUGUCAGGACUACCUCCAGCACAAGGAGUAUCUCCUAGUCCCAGUGCCAUCCUGGAGAGGAGAGAUGUUAAGCCAGACGAAGACCUCUCAAAUAAAAAUGUUGUAUUGGUGAAGAACGAAGGUCUGUAUGCAGACCCCUAUGCUAUGGUCCAUGAAGGCAGACUCAGUAUCACCUCAACCCAGUCAUUAGCUGGAUUGGGUGACCCAUUUUCAUAUGGAGGGGGACUGUACAAGAGAGGGUCAGUGCGCUCUCUUAGCACAUACUCUGCAACUGCCCUUCAGACUGAUAUGGAAGAUGGCAUGUACAAACCCAACUCUCAGAUUUAUGGGGACACAUAUUCUUCUGGGCUAGGGUUCCGUAUCCCACCAUCUUCUCCACAAAAGGUAUCAGAUAGUAGGAUGGUAGAUGUACAACAGAGCCAAGGUCCCCAUAGUCCCUACUCCGGACCCUCCAGCCGCUCCUCUCCUGUACGCCAAACAUUCCGUAAGGACUCCUCCUCUUCUGUUUUCAUGGAUAGCCCAGUUAGCAAACAGAGGAACCCAAGCUCUUCCUCAGGGAACAAUGAAAUAUUCCCAGGACCUGGGGAACGUCCACUUUCUGGGUUCAGCUCUCCUGUGCCUACCAAGGAAGUGGAAACAAGGGAGAGAAUGGAAGCCAUGGAGAAGCAGAUUGCUAGUUUGACAGGACUGGUGCAGAGCGCACUCAUGCGCGGUUCUGAUAGUGAUAGCCCCAGUGAGAAGAUGGAACCAGCAACUGAUGGUGCAUUUAAUACAACGGCCACUGGACAUCCCAGCAUAGGAACCCCCCAGUCCACUCCUACCUUAACAUCUGCAGGCUCAGCUACCCCUGCAGACCAAAGCAAAGCUAUAUCGCGGUUACACAUGCAGCUUCACCUCCAUGACCUUCAGCACAAUGCCAACGAGCUGCGGAAUCAGCUGCAGCAACUCAAGAAACUACAGCUCCAGAACCAGGAGACAAUUCGCAGCAUGCUGAAACGUACAGAAACAGAAAUCAGCGUGCGGGUAACAGACACCUUGCGCAAACAUGAAGACCCGUUACAGAGGCAGCGGGCACUGGUGGAGGAGGAGAGGCUAAAAUAUCUGAACGAAGAAGAGAUGAUUACACAUCAACUUAAUGACAUGGAGAAAUCACUGGAGAAGAUAAAGCGGGACCUGGCUCACAAUCACCGUCUGAUCUCAGUGCAGGAGCUGGAGGACAAGGCUGUUGUUCUCAAGCAGCUGGGGGAGAAUCUGACAGAGCUGAAGGCUCAGUUCCCAAGUCUGCAGAGCAAGAUGCGUGUGGUUCUGCGUGUGGAGGUGGAGGCUGUGAAGUUUCUGAAGGAAGAGCCGCACCGCCUCGAUGGGCUUCUGAAGCGAUGCAAGAUUAUCACUGACACUUUGGCCCAAAUACGCAGCCCUCUUUACUUUUCCAGACAAGUUGAUGAAGGAGUUUGGAAUACCCCAGAGAACCUUCACAAUUCAUCCCCGAAACAAGUUACUUCUGGAAGCGAGUUCAAAAAGAAUACAGACUUUGAGUUUCCCGCCAGCCCCCCAACUAACCAACUGAGUGAUACACAGACCCAAAACUGGGAGCCUCUUUGUCACAAUGAUACUAACACACAGAACAGCACUCCCACACGAGGGGAGAUGGUAACUGUGAAGACCCAGACAGUGCCAGAGAUACCAGCCAAGAGAGUGGGAGUAGAAAAGCCCGUGUCUGUGGAGGCAGCAGAACGAGACUGGGAAGAGAAGCGAGCAGCCCUGACUCAGUAUAGUGCAAAGGACAUUAAUCGUCUACUGGAGGAGACUCAAGCCGAGCUUAUGAAGGCCAUACCUGACCUAGACUUUGCAGCUAAACACAAGACAGCUACCAGUGCAUCAUCAACCCCAGAACACCGUGCCAUCAAACCACAGCCAGCUCAGAAACUCAGCACAAAGAUAGAUCCCAAUGGAAGAAGGGGUUCUGAUGAGCUGACUGUACCAAGAUACCGGACAGAGAAACCUUCCAAAUCCCCCCCUCCACCUCCACCUCGCCGCAGCUUUCCCUCCUCACAUGGGCUCACCACCACUCGCACAGGAGAAGUGAUUAUUACUAGCAAGAAAGAUGCUGCCUUUAUCAAGAAAUCCGAUUCUGAAGAACUUGAAACCCAAAAGCCCCAGGUGAAACUGCGCAGGACGGUGUCCGAGGUUGUACGUCCAGCAUCUACUCCCCCCAUCAUUGCUUCUGGUAUCAAGGAUGAUGAUGAUGAAGAUCGGAUUAUUGCUGAGUUGGAGAGUGGAGGAGUUUCCAUUCCUCCCAUGAAAAUGGUGAGCACGGUUGGCUCCCGGCUGAAGAGCGUACAACCAAGUGGCGGAGACAAAAGCAACAAACACUCCAAGCAGAGGAUGGAAUUCAUGAGGAUCCAGGGGCAUCAGCAGCUCUAAGAAAUCUUCGGCAUCAAAGGGCUGAAAAGCGAGAGACCUUAACAGGACCAACAUGUUUGACAGUGCCUGUGUCCAUCCACGCUUGACUGUUACACCUGCAGCUGCUCACCUCUCCAAAUGAUGUAAAUAGAAAUCUCCAGAAGCCCAGGACUGUGCUGGACAUGUGAUUUGGGGGUAGAAUAUUGUCUUUUUUUAAGUCUAGUGUGAUGCUUUAUUUGCAGUUUUAUUUUUAUGAGUUAUUUAUUUAUUAUACUUUUUUUUUUGCAGAAGAGAGAUGUGUGUGUGUGUCUGUAUGUGUAGCGUGGCAAGCAAUAAGUAAAACCCCCCAAAAGCAGAUGUUUUGUGGGUUUUCUGGGCUGCACCCCAAAUUAGUCUUAUGCCGUAGCACAAUUGUGAAAAAAAGAGGCCAUUGUAGAAUUUUGCUUCAAUGCCUGAAGAAAUCUCACAAAGCACAAAGGAACAAGGCAGAAAGAGAUCAUAGCUUGUAUGUACCAUGAUCCUGGUAUUAAAUGACCACUCACAGAGUGAGAGAUGCCAAGUCUGGUGGCAGCAGAAACACUGUUAAAUUUGUCUAGCAAUAUCCAUGCUCUAUUCAGCAGCAGUAGAUGGACUUCAGAGUACAAGGUGAGGGGGUUACCAUGAGCAUUCUAUUCAUAAAUAGGAGGAGAGAGGAGAUCAAAGAUGUGACACUUGGAUCAACCAGUAACACUAGGUGUGAGGUCAUGUCAUUGUACUAUAAAAGCACAGAGUCCAGUGACAUCUAUCUAUGAUAGUUGAAUGUGUGUUGGGGGUUUGUUUAUCUAGGAAAAGUAUGUUAUAUGAAUGGUAGGGAGAGCUUGGGAACAAAUCACGUUUUCUUUUUACAUAUGUCUUUUCACAAUCCAAUCAUUUUUCUCCUCUUUUAAAUCCUAAUUUGUCUUUGUAAAAUGAAUCAUUUUUGUACAGAGAUUGAGUUUUUAUGAGAAAAAAAACAAAAAAACAACAACAAUCCACAAUUUCAUUGUUUUGGAUUGCAAAACAGCAUUUUAC